ACCUCCUGCAUGCGCCGGCCGGCCGCUAUCUCUUUACAUGCCAGCACAUAGUUUCCUAGCAUUCUUGUGCCUCUCUGGCCUCCUUGUAAUCCCCUUUUAAAAACCUUCUCUUUGGAGGACUCGGUAAUAUAUCUGAGUUUUGAACUCAAAUCCCCUCCCCUCCCCUCCCCCCGGACUUUCUUGUUUAUUGACUUGCGUUCAGAGCUUUCAUGGCUAAAUUAUCACUGCAAAACCAGAGAAAAAAUGCAAACAUCAGCAGUACUAAUAAUGUCAAUAACGCCAUCAAAAAGGUGAAACGAACAAGGAGAAGUGUGCCAAGAGACUCUCCUCCUCAACGUAGCUCCAUAUAUCGAGGGGUUACUAGGCAUCGCUGGACAGGCAGAUAUGAAGCUCAUUUGUGGGAUAAGAACUGUUGGAAUGAAUCCCAGAACAAGAAAGGACGGCAAGUCUACCUGGGUGCCUAUGAUGAUGAAGAUGCAGCAGCACAUGCUUAUGACCUAGCAGCACUGAAAUAUUGGGGUCAAGAAACCAUUCUCAACUUUCCGUUAUCAACGUACGAGAAAGAACUGCAUGAAAUGGAAGGUCUGUCAAGAGAAGAAUAUAUUGGAUCAUUACGAAGGAAAAGCAGUGGUUUUUCUCGAGGAGUUUCGAAAUAUAGAGGUGUUGCAAGACAUCAUCACAAUGGAAGAUGGGAAGCUCGGAUUGGCAGGGUCUUCGGAAACAAAUAUCUCUAUCUUGGGACAUAUGCUACCCAAGAAGAAGCUGCUGCUGCAUAUGAUAUGGCAGCAAUAGAAUAUCGUGGGCUCAAUGCAGUCACCAACUUCGAUCUCAGUCGUUAUAUCAAAUGGCUUAAACCUGACAGUACUAAUAAUGAUCUUAACGAUGACUUAUACAAUCCCUGUGUGGAUAUCAUCAACCCUAAUGUGGAUGCUAAUACUUUGACAUCAAACCCUAAUCAAGAACUUGGUUUAAGUUUCUUCAUGAACAACCAACAAACAUACAACUCAGGAGAUGAUCAGACGUCGACCUUGCAGUUGAAUCAGCCAAAGCCAGCCAAUACUGCCACAUCGGCACUAGGGCUUCUUCUUCAGUCCUCAAAGUUUAGGGAAAUGAUGGAGAUGACAUCAAUGGCUGACUACCCAUCAAUGCCAUCGGAUCAAUCUAAUUUUACACAGUGCACGUCGUUUCCUGAGGACAUUCAAACAUACUUCGAUCAGUCCCAUGAUCACUCUGGUACUAUUGUUUUUGGUGAAGGAGACAGUAAUAUCUUCAAUGACCUUAACACACUUCUGCCCCCAAUAUUUCACAGUGAUGAUUUUGAUGCUUAGAGGAGGAAGAUGAUCAGAAUAAGUACUGGAAUAGAUAAUGGGUGAGGGGAGAUCGUUGGUUUCUUUUUAAUUACGAAAUAUAUAUACCAUUUUGGCUUUUUUGUGGUUAUAUAUGAAAGCUGACUUGAUGAAUAUGGCUUAAUUAGGUAAGUCGUCACGAGGUUAAGAUUGAUUUUCCACUUUUCUUUAGAGAGGGAAAUUAAUAGGCUAAAGUAUAGAUUUGGUUCAUUCCUUGAUUAAUGUAGAUGUAAAGAAGAAUAAGCCUUACUUCGUAAUCUUCAUUAUUUUCUUGAAUCAAUAUUGAUUAAGUA
Molecule: messenger RNA, 1639 nt
Organism: Juglans regia (Persian walnut)
Lineage: Eukaryota; Viridiplantae; Streptophyta; Magnoliopsida; Fagales; Juglandaceae
Product: AP2-like ethylene-responsive transcription factor At1g16060
Exons: 8
Coding region: 210-1328 (372 amino acids)
Biological process (GO): regulation of DNA-templated transcription
Molecular function (GO): DNA-binding transcription factor activity; DNA binding
Source: RefSeq, a predicted model, not a curated record